AUGCCCCGGGGGGUGCUCUCCAGACCCUCCCUCCGCGGCGCCGCUCUGCCCGCCCCCGCCGCCCGUCUCGUUGGUAGGCGGAGGCGCGGCGGGGGAACCGGUGCUGACGUCACGGGCCGCGGGCCUGCGCGAGCGUCCCGGUACCGCCUCCGGUACCGCCUCCGCCCGGCCACCGUCCCGGGAAGCUCCCGGGCCCCUCGUUCCGCCUCGUCCCGCCGGGCCGCCCCUUUCCCGCCCCCCCCCCCCCCCCCUCCUCCUCCCCGCCCCGGGAUCCGGCAGAUGGCGGGGGAGCUGUGGGCGCGGCGGGGCCCGGGUUGGCGGGGCGGGAGGCCUCGGUUGCCGCCGUUCCUCGGGGUGUUGGGGAUGGUGUCGGUGGUGAUGUUGUUGUUGUCGUCGUCGUCGUCGACGAUCCCGGCGCUCCCGGGGUUCGGCCCCGCCGCCGCUUUGGCCACCGAGGAGGUGGGGAAGGAAUGCGACAAACCCUGUGCCAACGGCGGGCGGUGCCAGCCCGGCAGCGGGCAGUGCGAGUGCCAGCCCGGCUGGGUGGGCGACCAGUGCCAGCACUGCGGGGGACGCUUCAGACUCACUGGACCUUCAGGUUAUGUUACAGAUGGGCCUGGAAAUUACAAAUACAAAACAAAAUGCACCUGGCUCAUUGAAGGAAGGCCAAACACCAUCCUCAGGCUUCGAUUCAAUCACUUUGCCACAGAGUGCAGCUGGGACCACUUGUAUGUGUAUGAUGGAGAUUCAAUUUAUGCUCCCUUACUGGCAGCUUUUAGUGGUCUUAUUGUUCCUGAGAAAGACAGCAAUGAAACAGUACCAGAAGUUGUAGCUACUUCUGGCUAUGCCCUUCUGCAUUUCUUCAGUGAUGCUGCCUAUAAUUUGACAGGGUUUAACAUUACAUAUAAUUUCAAUAUGUGUCCCAAUAAUUGCUCUGGACGAGGGGAGUGCAAACUCAACAACAGCAGCAAUGCUCUGGAGUGUGAAUGUGCCAAAUUCUGGAAGGGAGAAGCCUGUGAUAUUCCCUACUGCACAGAUGGCUGUGGGGCACCUGAGAGAGGACAUUGCAACUUCAAUGACACCAAGGCAUGUUCCUGCUCAGCAGGCUGGCAAGGUCCUGGCUGCUCAAUUCCUGUUCCUGCAAACCAGUCGUUUUGGAGCCGGGAGGAAUACUCACAUCCAAAACUUCCCAGAGCAUCUCACAAAACUGUAAUCCAUGACAAUAAAAUGUGGAUUGUUGGAGGCUAUGUCUUCAAUCAUUCUGACUCUCAGAAGGUUUUAGCGUAUGAUCUUAUUUCUGAAGAGUGGCUUCCACUUGCCAAUACUGUGAACUCUGUGGAGAUGAGAUAUGGUCAUUCUUUGGCAUUGUAUAAGGAUGAUAUAUACAUGUAUGGAGGGAAAAUAGAUGCAACAGGGAAUGUGACCAGCCAGCUGUGGGUGUUCAACAUCCCCACCCAGACCUGGACUCAGAGGGCACCCAAAGCCAAGGAGCAAUAUGCUGUUGUGGGCCACUCUGCACACAUCGUCACCCUCCGAGACAACAGCACGGUCAUGUUGGUCAUCUUUGGGCACUGUCCUCUCUAUGGAUACAUCAGCAAUGUCCAGGAGUACAACCUGGCCACACAGACGUGGAACAUCUUACAGACGAGCGGAGCUUUGGUGCAAGGAGGGUAUGGUCACAGCAGUGUUUAUGAUCCAAACACAAGAUCAAUUUAUAUCCAUGGAGGUUACAAAGCAUUCAGUGCCAACAAAUACAGGCUGGCAGAUGACUUGUACAAAUAUGAAGUUGAUUCCCACAUGUGGACUAUCCUGAAAGACAGCAGAUUUUUUCGCUACCUGCACACGGCUGUGAUCAUGAGUGGGACCAUGCUGGUGUUUGGAGGCAACACCCACAAUGACACCUCCAUGAGCCACGGGGCCAAGUGCUUCUCUUCAGACUUCAUGGCAUAUGACAUCGCUUGUGACCGCUGGGCUGUUCUGCCUCGCCCGGGGCUCCAUCACGACGUGAACAGGUUUGGACAUUCUGCUGAGCUCUACAACAGCACCAUGUAUGUCUUUGGAGGCUUCAACAGCCUUCUCCUGAGUGACAUUCUGAAGUACACACCUGAGAGAUGUGAAGCUUUUGACAACCAAACAGCCUGCUUGCAAGCAGGUCCUGGUGCCAGGUGUGUGUGGGCUGCCACCCCUCCUCGCUGCAUCCCCUGGGAAAUGGCAACCGUAGAGCAGCAGCAAAAGGUCUUUGAGGACUGUCCUCCCAAGCCAGUUGUAGACAAUGAAAAAUGUGAUCAGAUUACAGACUGCUACAGCUGUACAGCAAACACAAACAACUGUCAGUGGUGCACUGACCAGUGUAUCUCAAUGCACAACAACUGCUCAGAGGACCAGGUCCCCAUUACUCUAUAUGACAACUGUCCUAAGGAUAACCCUGCCUAUUACUGUAACAAAAAGACAAGUUGUAAAAGCUGUGCCUUGGAUCAAAACUGUCAGUGGGAACCUAGGAAUCAGGAGUGCAUUGCUUUGCCAGAAAACAUCUGUGGGACAAACUGGCAUCUGGUGGGCAACUCCUGCUUGAAAAUCACAAAUGCAAAGGAGACUUAUGAUCAUGCCAAGCUCUCCUGCAGAUCCAAUGGUGCUUCCCUGGCUUCCCUCACCACCCAGAAAAAGGUGGAAUUUGUUCUAAAGGAGCUGCAAAAGAUGCAAUCUUCGCCCAAGACGUUGACUCCAUGGGUUGGACUGAGGAAAAUCAACGUGUCCUACUGGUGCUGGGAAGACAUGUCCCCCUUCACCAACACCCUUCUCCAGUGGCUUCCUGAUGAGCCAAGUGAUGCUGGAUUUUGUGGUUAUUUAGCUGAACCUUCCCAGCAGGGUCUGAAGGCAGCAACCUGCAUCAACGAAGUCAAUGGCAGUGUCUGUGAAAGGCCAGCCAACCACAGUGCCAAGCAGUGCCGCACGCCCUGCGCCCUCCGCACCCUCUGCGGGGAGUGCACCAGCGGCAGCUCCGAGUGCAUGUGGUGCAGCAACAUGAAGCAGUGUGUGGACUCCAAUGCUUACGUGGCCUCCUUCCCCUAUGGACAGUGCAUGGAGUGGUACACCAUGAGCAGUUGUCCCCCUGAAAACUGCUCAGGCUACUGCACGUGUGCUCACUGCUUGGAGCAGCCUGGCUGUGGCUGGUGCACUGAUCCCAGCAACACUGGGAAAGGGAAAUGCAUCGAGGGCUCUUACAGGGGACCAGUCAAGAUGCCAGCCCCAUCUGGAGCUGGGAAACACAGCCUGGAGCCUGUCCUCAACAUCAGCAUGUGCCCUGUGGAGAACAACUAUAACUGGUCCUUUAUUCAGUGCCCAGCCUGCCAGUGCAACGGGCACAGUAAGUGUGUAAAUGAAAGCAUCUGUGAGAAGUGUGAAAACCUGACAACUGGGAAACACUGUGAAACUUGCAUCUCAGGCUUCUACGGGGACCCCACCAAUGGAGGGACCUGUCAGCCUUGCAAGUGCAACGGGCACGCGUCUGUCUGCAACACAAACACAGGGAAAUGUUUCUGCACCACCAAGGGAAUAAAAGGAGACGAGUGUCAACUGUGUGAAGUCGAAAAUAGGUAUCAGGGAAAUCCACUUAAAGGAACGUGUUACUAUACCCUGCUCAUUGACUAUCAGUUCACCUUCAGCCUUUCUCAAGAGGAUGAUCGCUAUUACACAGCAAUCAAUUUUGUAGCAACACCUGAAGAGCAAAACAGAGACCUGGACAUGUUUAUCAAUGCAUCUAAAAACUUCAACCUCAACAUUACUUGGUCCACAAGUUUUGCAGCUGGCACGCAGGCUGGGGAGGAAAUUCCAGUUGUUUCCAGAACCAAUAUAAAGGAAUACAAGGACAGCUUCUCCAAUGAGAAAUUUGAUUUCCGCAACAACCCAAACAUCACUUUCUUUGUCUACGUCAGCAAUUUCACCUGGCCCAUAAAAAUACAGAUUGCAUUCUCACAGCACAGCAACUUUAUGGACCUGGUACAGUUCUUUGUGACAUUUUUCAGUUGUUUCCUGUCUUUGCUCCUGGUGGCAGCUGUGGUUUGGAAGAUUAAGCAGAGUUGCUGGGCAUCCCGACGAAGAGAGCAACUGCUCCGUGAGAUGCAGCAGAUGGCCAGCCGCCCCUUCGCCUCCAUCAACGUUGCCUUAGAAACAGAUGAAGAGCCACCAGAUCUCAUUGGGGGAAGCAUCAAGACCGUACCGAAGCCGAUCGCGCUGGAGCCCUGCUUUGGGAACAAAGCUGCUGUUCUCUCCGUGUUCGUGAGGUUGCCACGAGGGCUGGGGGGGAUACCACCACCAGGACAGUCAGGUCUUGCAGUGGCCAGUGCACUGGUGGACAUUUCACAACAGAUGCCAAUUGCCUACAAAGAGAAAUCGGGUGCAAUACGAAAUCGGAAACAACAGCCCCCUGCACAGCCAGGAACCUGUAUUUGAUGCAUGGACAUCAGAAACUGUUUAGGGUUUUAAAACAAAAGGGGAAAAGGAAUACCCAGGAGGAAGAGGAGAAGGCUUUCCAAGUUGUGUCACAAGAGACUGGAAGCGCUCGGGAAAAAAACACGACUUCCUUGAACCCAACUUUUUCUCUCAUCUACGUGCUAGUUGGCUUUCUUUGACAACUGCUCCACUUAAGUUUUACUGACACGUGGCUUCAGAUUGCUCCUUUGUUUACUUCAAGUUUAAAAGUAAAAUAAUUUUCUUGCAGGUCCAGUAACAUCUGGUUGCCUCCAUCCAUGGUCAGUGUAAAUAGAACAGCAGCCCAAUAUGAAUGACACUCAGGUUUCUACAUGGAAAGUGCUUUGUAGUUCAUGUGUUUAUCAGACUGUACAAAGAGAAAAAAAAAGAUGCAGUGUUUACAGGUGUCAGCUCUCAACACAUAAACACUACUAUUAAUCUUGAAAGCAUCUCCAUCCUUUGUUUUCAUUGAAUAAUCUGUGUUUAUUUCCUCGUUCCUUAAGGGGAACUCUCUUCCAGAUACAGUCAGCAUGAUCCACAGCACCAGGAAUACAAAAGCUGGGAUGGUUUUGCAAGGUGGAUGCAAUACCUGGAGAAGCUGAGUGUUGGUUUUGAAGGACUAGGUGUUUACACAGUCUUAACCUGCUUGGAGUACACCACACACAAGUGCCUAGACUUGAACAGAUCUAGGGAGUGAGGAGACUGCUGCAUCUGUUUCUUUUUAACAUGGUUAUGUUCCUUUUGAGUAUAUGUAUGCACACAUAGAGACUCACCCAAGGCAGUCUGUGUUCUUUGUAAUAUAUCACAUGCAGUCAGGGAAAAAAUGGCAUUUUCCUGACCAACAAACCACUCAACCAGGUGGAAAUAUCCGGAGGGAAAGCAGAGUUUCUGCAUCUCAUAAGAAAACUCCCGUUUUCACCAGGGCUUUUUAAUAGAAAAGGUUUGUUUUCCAGGUCAGAUCUAUUCUAUUUCUGAUUUUCUCUGCCCAUUUGGCUUCUUUCCCUCCCCUUUUCCUUCUGCCAUUCUUCUGAGUGAGAGCUGAGCUGUGCCCAGGGCUCAGAGGCUUUGCUCCUCUGCAGUAAGGUUUGCUCCAUCUCCUUACAGGGUGUCAGAAGCAAUAUUCCAGGUGCCAGAUCAUUUGAGAAUGAAGGAGAAAAAGAACUUCAAAUAAAAAAAAAAAAACAAAACAAGCAGAGCAGCCUCGUUUGGCCACAGGUUUGAGUUCUACAUGAUCAGUUACUGCUGUUUCCCAUUGGGCUUGGACUCUCUUAGAUGCUGAAGAAGGUGGCUUGUUGGUUGAAGGAAGGGACUUGCAAGCAGCAAGGAGAAGGUUUGGCUUUUGGGGGAUGAUAUCAAACCAUCUGAAGUACCUUGACUAGUUGGGAUUAUGCUUUGGGGUCUGAGAUUGGAUUUCACCCAUCAGUCAACCUCUGCCUGAUGGUGUCCAAUGGCUUCUGGAGUCUGGAACGUGCCAGGGCCACCUAAAAUUGUGGUGUGGGAAGAGGUUAUGGGAAGGUACCAAAUGAGGGGCCUAAUUGCUGCUUAAUCACAGUAAAUGUGGUUUCAUUCAGGUCACUGAGUUCCUGAGGAGGACACUUUGUGAUGAUGAAAUGGAGAAGUAACAAACCAAGGGGAGUGAUGGAAAACUCCUGACCAGGUAGCACCAAAAUGAAACCCAAGCCAACUGCAUCUUUUUUUUUUUUCAUUCUUUUCUCUUUUUUUCUUUUUUUUCUUUUUUUUUGUGCACAUUUUGGUGAUGGAUGGCAUGUCAGCCACUUGGUUUUCUUGGUGUUUUGUAUUUUGAAGAAGCUCUUGGGAGCAGGAGGACAUCACACCCUGAAUUGCUGCUUAUGUCUGGAUAGCAGUGGGGGGGGGGACACAGCCUGCUGGGUUAAAAACCAGGAGGAUUUAUCAUUUUGGUUCAAUGGGUCACUUAGCAAACACAACAGGACUGCAGGAAAAGCAAAUACUGUGGGGGGAAAAUGCAUUUUUUACAUCUAUUUAUAUGUAUGUGUGUUGAUAUGCAUUAAAAAAAAUGCAUUUGUUUUUAAUUAGAAACCUAAAAUGGAAAAAGAAAUUCUGGGAGGGAAAGGGGUGAGCUUUGCCUUUUAGUGUGAAGGGAUUCAGGCAAUUUAAGGUUUAACUGAUGCACCAUUUCCCUUGGACAGCUUCAUCUCCUGGAAAAAUGUUUCCUGUGUGCACAGGGCUAACCUGAGCUACAGAAACCAGGUUGGACCCAAAUCCCUCCCCUCUCACCCCAUGUGCUGCACAUCCUUAUGUUCAGAGAGGUCUUCUGGCCUCUGCCAGACUUUUUUUUGGGAGAAUUGCCAGCCCAAACUGAGGAAGUGCUGAAGCCUCCUUGUUCAGCUUCAAGUUGUUGAUUUGGUUUUUCUGAGCAGAAAUUUCUCUUGGAAUUAAUAGACCUGGAGGGGUGAUCAAUCUAAAUGGGUGAAAAAAAUAUAAAUGUGAGGUUUGGUUUUUAUUUUUUGUUUUUUUUUUUCAAGCUUGUCUCAUCUCACAAGCUUCUGGUGGAGUCUGCCCAGAAGUGUAGGCACCAAGUUAGGUGUCAGGUGUUGGAAAAAUGAGCAAAACUGAUCAAAGUUGGAGGUUUAGGAGAACCAAACCAAUGUAAAUAGAAAAAUGGGACUUUCUUUAUAUAAAUACACUGAAACAGCUCCUUUAGGAUGUAACUCUCCAUACUGAUGAGGGAAAAAGAGAACUCUCAUACAUAUCUGCUGCCAACAGUUUCAUCCCAGCUUAAAGGUAAAACAGAGACCAAGGUAGGAAUGGAUGGAGGGGGAAGAAGAAUUGCCAGUGGUUUAUCACCAGGCCAGUACCAAAAGUGAAAGAUUUGUGGGUUUAUUUCUUCUGGAGGUGUGUGGGGGGGAAAAACAACUUUAUUUCAUGGGAGAAUCUGUAAAUAAAUGAAAAAUAACAGGGAUUUUGCACUUGUACAUACCUAUCCAGUAGCGUGCAGAACACUGAGAGAUUUGAAGUGUACAUAAAGCAGAGAAAUAUUGAAUGUAUUUUUGAUGCAUUUUAAAAUGAUGUAUGAGUUUUGUCUUAAUAUCUUCUUCGUCUGAUGAUGAGUAUUAGAUAACUUUCCAGACCUUUAAAGAACCAUCAAAUUAUAGCCGUGAUAUCUUGCAGUAUAAAGCAGGGAGGCAGAACUUGCCUUUUAUUUAUUCAAAUGCAUUUCACUUAAAUGUUUAAGCGAAGGAAAAUACAGCUCUUCCAUUUGAAAGUGGUAAAAAAAAACCCCAACACUUGAAGGCAGGUAAUAAAUGUACUUGAAGUGGUCGUUACUUGGAGGAUUAAGUCAGCAGUUUGAGCCUCUACCAUUAACGUGGUGCCAGUGAUUUCCAGUCUAAAUCACUAUUUCCCAGUGGUUUAGAACUGGCUGAAAUUCAGCACUCCAGGUCUCAGCCCUCAGAAUUUUUCUGUUAGCCUCUAAAAAAAAAAAAAAUUAAUUAAAAAUAGGAAAUAUUGGAGCCUUUUUAUUCCAGAAAGCAACCAUUGGACCUCCAAAUAACACUUUAUUUUAUUUUUUUUUCUCACCCUUUUCCAUUGUUUUUCUUUGUUUGGGGUUUUUUGGUUUGGUUUGGUUUUUGCUCACCCUUUUCCAUUCUUUUUUUUUUUAUUAUUAUUUUAGCCCAGGAUUUUUUCUGACCUGUAGCAUGAGUCCCUGCCAUGGAAUGGGUCAGGAUGUUGCAUAUGAGAAGAUUAAUGGGCCCCAUUUGCCUCCUUUCCCCUCUCCUUGGGCUAAAACCAAUUUAUAUGGAAAGAGCCAAACUCUGUGCAUCUGUAAUGCUGUGAUUGGUGUAAAGUCCUAGCUCAGAAUGUACCAAAAGGGGAUGGUGUGGCACCAUGACAGGCCCUGGGGUGACUCUGAGGCGUAGUUUGUGUUCUAACCAUGGUUCAAAAACAUCCUUUUCUCCAGGGUAAAGUUUUACCAAAAUACACAGAGAUUGGGUUUGCAGUCUGGUUGGGAAAUGGCAGCACAGCUUGCUUGGCCCUGAGGAUGCUGACAGGAGCUUUGGAUGCUGAAAGGACCCAAGAGGCCAAAAUAAAACUUCAGGCUCAUCCCCUAAGGUGCUAAGAGCCCAGUCCUGCAAAGAUGAGGCUGAAUCCUCCUUAAUCCUUAACCUGCUCCCCACCUUUUGCUUUCCCAUGGGACCUCGAGGUGGGGACAGAGCAUCUGCUGCUCCUCUGAACCCAUCAAACCCUUUUUCCUGCAAACAGGGAUUUUUGGGGAGUUUGCCAGGAAGGAAGGAACAGACCCAAGGGGCGACUCCAGCUCAUCCAGCCAGCUCCCAGUAAGCUCUGGACACCUUUUUCCACUUUUUAUCUUCAUUUUGGGAAUCCCAGAGGGGAAAGGGAAGGAGGAGGGGGUGGGUUUUUGGAGCCUUCUUCAAUAGGAGCUGCUCCUGGAAGAUGGUGAUGGAGCAAAGGGAAGGGAGGGGAAGAUGCUGCUUGGAUUUGGCCACAAUGUUGGCAGUUUUAGUUCAAUUCACACUUUCUGGUCAGAGCUAGAUGAGUUUCCCAUGCUAGGAAUAGGGCAGCAAUGUAUAUACACUGAGGUUUUCUCUUUCUGCUUCUCCAUGGGUGCAGGUUUUGUGCAGCUGAUCCCUUAGUUCUAACACUACACACCUUUUUCUGCAUCUUCCAGGUACUACAGUUCUUUAGUUUUUCAUUGACUUCCACAAAUCUCACCAGGAGAAAAAAAAA
This is a messenger RNA of Calypte anna (Anna's hummingbird), 9195 nucleotides long. RefSeq names its product attractin (gene ATRN). Gene Ontology annotation, cellular component: Golgi apparatus. Bases 1 to 4449 code for a protein of 1482 amino acids. Gene Ontology annotation, molecular function: protein binding. NCBI's taxonomy places the organism in Eukaryota, Metazoa, Chordata, Aves, Apodiformes, Trochilidae. The record is from RefSeq and is a predicted model, not a curated record. The transcript has 30 exons.